Vitrella brassicaformis is the source of this 1128-nucleotide messenger RNA. Lineage: Eukaryota; Vitrellaceae. The record is from the annotation of a GenBank genome assembly.
CAUCAGUCCCCGCUCGCCAUGAGAACAAUUACGCCAGCCACUCACCCACCCUCCCAUCAGAGGAACCUGCUCCUCUUCCACACAUCGAUGGGCAGCGGGUUGUCAUCGGGCGGCAGCUCACGCACAUCGGGCCGGGCAAUAGGAGGGAAGUGGUCCGCCUCAUCAGCAGACGGCAGGAUCAGCUCCUCCCCAUCUCCACCUGCCGCACCCUCGUGCUGCUGUUGUUGUAGUCCUUCAAGCUGUGGCUGUCUGGUCUCUUGCGCGUCGAUGUGGCCGUCAUCAGCCACGCCGAUGUCACGAAAUGUGUCGGGCAGCAACUCACCACAGCUGCACAAACGGCACACACAUGGACAGCUUGGUUGGAUCACUCUUUCGAUCUGCCUGCCCCCCCACACACAUACCGGUAGAUGGUGACGGGUCUCCUGGGUCUGCCCAUCACUGUGCCGACAUCUUCGAUGGCCUCGAGGGCGUCCCAGCCGUCGAUGAGCUGCCCGAAGACAACGUGCUUGCCGUCAAGCCACGGACAGGGCGCGAAAGUGAUGAAGAACUGGCUGUUGUUGCUGUGCCGACGGCGCGUCUUGGCCAUCGACAGCACACCCCUGAAUGAUCAAUUGCACCCAUUGUGUCACACAUACAAACACGGGCAGCUGUCCGCUGUCUGCCCCUGUGUGUGUCUGAGUGCACUGUCUGACCUCUUGGAGUGUUUGUAAAGGAACUUCUCGUCCCUGAAGAACUGCCCGUAGAUGGACUCCCCGCCAUGCCCGUCGCCCAUGUUGAAGUCGCCACCCUGGCACAUGAACCCAGGCACCACUCGGUGCACCGGCACACCCUUGUACCACCGAGGCCGCAGGUAGUAGCCCAGCCCGGUCUCGCCAGUGCACAGGCACCUGAAGUUCUCGGCCGUGAUGGGCAGCUCGUCGGCGAACAGCUCGAAGACCAGCCGCCCGACGUCCCGGCCGCCCACACUCAUGUCCAGAAACACACGGGGAGAGGGCACCUUCGGGAAGCGGGAGGCCAGGCUGCUUCCACUCAUCUCCUCGAGCAGAUCAGCACGAUUCUGGUGACGACAUCACGUAGCAGCUGCCGUCAGCACCAGAUCUCCGCGUUUCGGUUGAUCCAUUUUUGUUG